AUGCCUAACAGAAAGGAUAUCUGCACAGUUGUCUGUGAUGAAUAUAUUUAUGUGAUUGGAGGUAGGACAAGGGAAGGGUCCGCUUGUCCCAGUGUCUUCAAGGUGAAUCCUUGCAAUGGCGAUGGGACAGAGAGAGAUUCAAUGGCAGAGGGAAGAUAUUCGGCUUCAGCAGUUACUGUCGGCCAUGAAAUUUUUGUUUUUGGGGGUGGAAACAAUAGGGGAGUACUUGCCACCUGUGAAAAGUAUUCUCCGUCGAAAGAUAAGUAUGUGCUGCUUUCUUACACCAUGUUUAACAGUUCAAAAUAUCAUUCGGGGUAUUGA
Rodentolepis nana is the source of this 321-nucleotide messenger RNA. The record is from the annotation of a GenBank genome assembly. Lineage: Eukaryota; Metazoa; Platyhelminthes; Cestoda; Cyclophyllidea; Hymenolepididae.